Molecule: messenger RNA, 1590 nt
Organism: Brenthis ino (lesser marbled fritillary)
Lineage: Eukaryota; Metazoa; Arthropoda; Insecta; Lepidoptera; Nymphalidae
Source: the annotation of a GenBank genome assembly
AUGACCGCGACUAAUAUUAGUGCUCGUACCGAUGUGCACGCGGACUUCGAGAAAUUUGGAAAAUUUCAAUUGUUCCAAUACAUUCUGAUAUGCUUACCACUUGUGAUGGUGUCAAUGAUUCAUGUAAAUUAUAUAUUUGUGGCUGAAAAUGUAGAUCACAGAUGUUUGGUUCCAGAAUGUGAGGAUAAAAGUGCUAGCGUGGAAAUCCCAGUUUGGUGGCCUAAAGACGUCGACGCUAAAUGUCUAAAGCCAGUUGUAGACAAGCGCAAAUAUGAUUUGUUAAACCAAACAUGUUCCAAUAACACGUUUCUUGAAAUAUUGGAAGAAUGCCAUGAAUGGGUCUAUGAAAAUAACAAUUCCAUUGUCGCUGAGCUCGAUUUGGGGUGCGAAUCCUGGAAAUCGACACUUGUUGGAACCUUGCAUAAUGCGGGGAUGAUUGUGUCCAUGAUGGUUACUGGUUGGAUAGCAGACAAAAUCGGAAGAAAGCCUACUAUUAUUAUGUGUUCGAUAGGUGGCGCAGUUGGCCUUUUAAAAAUAUUUAUCACAAAUUUCUAUGUUUAUCUUGGUAUUGAAUUUUUGGAGUCCGUAUUAGCUUCAGGAUUGUAUACAGUUGCUGUCGUUUUAUUAAUUGAAGUUGGUGGGGAUUCAAAACGAGUACUAGCUGGAGUUAUAUUUUCAUAUGCGAUUUACGUUGGAGAAGUUACUUUUGCUUUCUUAGCAAUGGGACUUCAAUAUUGGAAGCUCUUAAUCAUAAUUGUAUACAGUCCUAUGGUGCUUUUUAUUUCGUAUAUCAUGUUUUUAAGAGAAAGUACGAGAUGGCAAAUGAUACGCGGAAAGUCAGCCGAAGCCAAGGAAACGUUGAAAUUGAUAGCAAAAAUGAACAAAUUGACCAUAACAGCUAAAGAACUGUCGGAUAUAAGCGACGAUGACUUGAGAACAGACUUUAAUAUAGUUGUUCAAAAAGAAAAGGAGAAAAUGAAAGAUAUAAUAGCUUCUAAGGAAAUAAUGCUGAGAUUAAUAGUAACAUCAUUCUGUUACUUCACAUCGAGUUUCAUGUAUUACGGCUUAGCAGUUCACUCAGUGUUGCUACCAGGAAAUAAAUAUACAAAUUUCGUUCUCUCGUCACUUACUUCUUUCCCUGGAGACUUUUUAGCAUUUUUCAUGUUCAAAAAGUACGGACGAAGAAUAUCCUUACAAGGCGCAUAUAUUUGUUCUGCAAUAUUCUUGAUAGCACAAAGUUGUUGCCCUAACUCAUUGAACUGGGUAAAAGUGGCAUUAUUCUUAUUAGGAAAAUUAGGUGUAGCGUUUUGCUUUACUGGAAUAUACACAUAUAGUUUAGAACUCUUUCCAACCAGUGUAAGAGGAACUCUCAUUGGAUGUGGCAACACUGCAGCUAGAGUUGGCAGUAUGCUGGCUCCGCUUACUCCUUUAUUGGCUAGUGAAUUUCAUGCGUUGUCGUCCAUCUUGUUUUCCUCAACAGCAAUAAUAGCGGCUCUACUUUUGACUUUCACACCAGAAACAAAAACAUUGCCCAUGUUCGAUACAAUAGCUCAGGUAGAGCACGAGAAAUCUAAAGUCAUGACGCAUUUA